Microbotryum saponariae is the source of this 1215-nucleotide messenger RNA. The record is from the annotation of a GenBank genome assembly. NCBI's taxonomy places the organism in Eukaryota, Fungi, Basidiomycota, Microbotryomycetes, Microbotryales, Microbotryaceae.
AUGCAGUCCCUCAGCUGGUUACGGCCUCUGGUCAGAACAGCGGCCACCUCGACUUCGGCCUCGUCGACUCGGAUAGCCACCGCAGCUGCUUCGCGACCGUUGUCCUCGUCCGCGUGCAGCUGCCAACAGACCGAAUCCACCCCUUCCUCUCCCGCAUCCUCCUCCUCUUCCUCCGAGGUCCCCAGCGAAUCCGGACCACCGCAACAACAGCUCCGCUUCGACCUGGGCACGCCGAACCUGCGCAUGUUGCAGACGAUGGACCGCGCCUCGUUGAGCUCGUUCGACCCGAUGCUCGACAUCCACCCGGCCAAGAAGCUCUUCAUCCCGCGAGCCGAAUCGGGCAACCUCGCGGACCUGAGCAUCGUCCUCCACAACGACGACUCCACCAACCAGGGCUACCAACAGCCCAGGCCCAAACCCGAACACCUCACUUCGACCCCCGGCGAAGACGAUUCGGUCGCCCAUUUGAGCGCAGUCACUCAGCUGACCCCGAUCGAGAUCCGCAACCUGUACCGUUUCCCGCUCAUCACCAAACGCGUCGUCAACAUGAAGUCCAAGGGCAAGAUGCCAGCGAUGUACUCGCUCGUCGUUGUCGGCAACGGCAACGGCCUCGUUGGCGUCGGCGAGGGCAAGGACGAUACCGCCAACAAGGCCGUCGGCAAGGCCUUCAACCAGGCCGUCAGGAGUAUGGACUAUGUCGAGCGCUACGAGGAUAGGACCAUAUGGGGUACGAUGCAGAGCAACUUUGGCUCGUGCCAGAUCCACAUGAGGUCCAGGGCACCCGGUACGUUCAACGCAGCAUGGCCUUUGCCCCCUCUUUCUCAACUCGCCCAACUGACCCAUCCAUUCCCCGACUGCAUCCAUCAGGCUUUGGUCUCCGAGUGAACCACUACAUCCACCAAGUAGCCAAGGCAGCAGGGAUUUCGGACCUGAGCGCCAAAGUUCAUGGAUCGCGCAACGGGACGCGCGUCAUCAAGUUGGCCGUCGCGAUGUUGCACGGUGGUUCGACACCCGUCGGUCAGUCCAAUUUCCCCCCUUCUCAUUUCUUCUUCCUCACUGCGUCUUACUCAGAAAUCUCACUUUCAUACUAUGACCCGCGCAGACAUGGGUGGCUUCGGGCAAACCAAGGGACAACGCAAGAACAAAAAGACGAGAGGGAUGGCCACCGCGGACGAGGUCGCGAGGUUGAGGGGGAGGAAGGCCGUCGUGUUUUAG